AUUGGAAAACUUCAGGAGCUCUUAAGCGGUCGAGGUGUUAGAAAGUGUUUGGCGUCGUGAAGGAAAUACCUGCCAAUGUAGAGAAGGGUCGACGGGAUCUUGGAAGUGAUGAGGUGAUGCCUUCCUUUACUCUUGGUAAACUGCAGCCUGCGGAUGAAGGGGAGCAAAACCAACGCCUGCCUCCGACCAGCAGCUGCGCCGCGGCCGCCGAGGGUUUCUCUGGCCAGUGUUGCUCCCACCAGUCUACAGCAUGGGGAAUAUCUUUGCAAACCUCUUCAAGGGCCUUUUUGGCAAAAAAGAAAUGUGCAUUCUCAUGGUGGGCCUAGAUGCUGCGGGAAAGACCACCAUCCUGUACAAACUGAAGCUGGGUGAAAUCGUGACCACCAUUCCCACUAUAGGCUUCAACGUGGAAACCGUGGAAUACAAGAACAUCAGCUUCACUGUGUGGGACGUGGGCGGCCAGGACAAGAUCCGGCCUCUGUGGCGCCACGACUUCCAGAACACACAAGGUCUCAUCUUCGUGGUUGACGGCAAUGACAGAGAGCGUGUGAAUGAGGCUCGAGCGGAGCUUAGGUGGCUGCUGGCAGAAGACGAGCUCAGGGACGCCGUUCUGCUCGUGUUUGCUAACAAACAGGACCUCCCCAAUGCCGUGAAUGCAGCUGAGGUCACGGACAAGCUGGGUCUGCACUCUCUGCGCCACAGGAACUGGUACAUUCAGGCCACCUGUGCCACCAGCGGGGACAGGCUCUAUGAGGGACUGGACUGGCUGUCCAAUCAGCUCCGGAACCAGAAGUGAGUGGUACUCUUCUCUCCUCCCCUCUCACUCCCUCUUUCUACCCUCUCUUUACUCUCAUGUGGCAAACGUGCCCCUGGGGUGUGAGUGCCAGAAGCUGUCUCCAUGGUCGGUCACAGUGUGCUUCACCAUGCUCUAAAUGUACAGACGCAGCCUGCAACUGGGUUUUUAUCUAAUGUAAAUAGUUUUUGUUUCCAAUGAGGCAGUUUCUGGUACUCCUGUGCAAUAUUACUCAGCUUUUUUUAUUGUAAAAAGAAAAUCAACCCACUGUUUAGUACUGAGAAGGGAUUUUAGGCACACGGGUCAUCCAGGAGUCAGUGUGUCAGAAAAGCCUGAUGUUCCUCUUCUGGGCUUUACAUCUUUGUUGAGAUCCAUUUUGGUGGUCGGUUUUUAACCCAAACUCAGUGCAUUUUUUAAAAUAGUUACAAAUAUAAGAUAAGGAGAACACUUGAAGACACAGAAGGGAGAAAUGUGCCUAGUGUAGGUUCUGCAGUAAUGGCCUGAGUCCAGUCCACCAGUGGUCUGUUUCCCAUUGGGAACGUGAAACGGGGCAGAACCAGCUAUGAUCCAUUCUGCAUGGUCACAAUAGGGUCCCUGUGAUUUGCUCUGUCUUGGGUCAUCCCACACCCCAUAGCGUUUGUGCUUGUAUCUGUGCUUACAUGGCUGCCCAGGAGAUGGGCUGGAGGCUGCAUCCACUGCUCUCAGACCCCUUGGAGGAACCCCAGCCUUUUCUUGGGUCAGCAUGGGCACUUUGGUUGGAACGCUCUGGUCUGAGCGGGAGCCCUGCAGUCCCCUUGCUUGCCUGCUCCGGGCUCUCUGGGGUCUCACCAGCAGGAGCGCGGGUGGUCAUCCUUGAGCCCCAGCCCCUCGGAGCCCCUGUCUACGUGUGCUUUCACUCCCUCAGCCUGCAAGGGUCAGAUUUGCCAUCGAAAAAUGAUAACCUCUACUUUUUUCUUUUGUAUUUUGAUAAACACUGAAGAAGCUCGAGCUGUUAAACUUUUUUGGGGAAAACCUCAGAACUGGUUUAUUUGGUGUCGUGGAACCUCUUACUGCUUUCAAUACACAAUUAGUAAUCAACUGUUUUGUAUACUUGUUUUCAGUUUUCAUUUCGACAAACAAGCACUGUAAUUACAGCUAUUAGAAUAAAAUCUCUUAACUAUUAAAAAAA
Mesoplodon densirostris (Blainville's beaked whale) is the source of this 1961-nucleotide messenger RNA. Its product is annotated as ADP-ribosylation factor 1-like. NCBI's taxonomy places the organism in Eukaryota, Metazoa, Chordata, Mammalia, Artiodactyla, Ziphiidae. The coding region runs from base 251 to 796 and encodes 181 amino acids. The record is from RefSeq and is a predicted model, not a curated record. The transcript is spliced from 2 exons. Gene Ontology annotation, molecular function: GTPase activity; GTP binding. Gene Ontology annotation, cellular component: plasma membrane; cytoplasm. Gene Ontology annotation, biological process: intracellular protein transport; vesicle-mediated transport.